Molecule: messenger RNA, 1641 nt
Organism: Diaporthe citri
Lineage: Eukaryota; Fungi; Ascomycota; Sordariomycetes; Diaporthales; Diaporthaceae
Exons: 2
Coding region: 1-1641 (546 amino acids)
Biological process (GO): glucose 6-phosphate metabolic process; intracellular glucose homeostasis; glycolytic process
Cellular component (GO): cytosol; mitochondrion
Molecular function (GO): ATP binding; D-glucose binding; glucokinase activity
Source: RefSeq, a predicted model, not a curated record
AUGCCAACACUGCGAGAGGUUUUUGUCGCGGCGCUCAAGUCUUUGCUACGAGGCAAGACUUUCCUCCAGGCCCUGCUCGCCUUCUGGAUCAGCCCUGCCACAAUCAAGGACGCCGGGCCCGCGUCCCCGAUACCCAACGGAGACGAGGUGGCCUCCAAACCGCGCAGGUGUCCCGAGGACUUCCUCAGGGAGGCCGAGGAGGAGUUGCUGCAACCAGUCCGUCCCGACGGCCUGGGCGAGUUCUCAAGGGCGCUCAAGGCGCAGUUCAGGGAUGGCCUUCUGAACAACCCGGCCUGCAUGCUGCCGUCAUACAACCACCAGCUGCCGAGCCGCUUAGAAAACGGUCAGUAUCUCGCCCUCGACGUCGGCGGCUCGACACUGCGGGUGGCCCUGGUCCAGCUGCGGGGCCGGGAGGCCCGCGGCAGUGAGAGCCGCAUCGCCCGGCUGGACUCGUUCAAGAUCGACCCGUCCAUCAAGAAGCUCAAGGGCACUGCUUUCUUCGACUGGAUGGCGCAGAGGAUAGUGGACACAGUUUCCCAGGCCCUGGGUACGGAGAACAGCCCCGAGAAGCCGCUGCUCAUGGGGCUGGCCUGGAGUUUCCCGAUCGAGCAGACCUCCCACAAGGGCGGCAAGCUGCAGGGCAUGGGCAAGGGCUUCCUGGCCGCCGAUGGCCUCCUCGGCCACGACCUUGGGGACAUCAUCAGGACGGCCUGCGAGACCAAGGGCCUCCACGUGGAGCUAGCCGCCAUCGUGAACGACUCGUCCGCCUGCCUCCUGUCCGAGGCCUACCUGAACUCGUCGACGCGUUUCGGCCUGAUACUGGGCACCGGCGUUAACAUCGCCGUCCAUCUACCCGUGCCCACCAUCGGCCGGGAAAAGUUCGGCAGCCGGCCCGACUUCUGGUUCGACAAGGCAAGUCACGUCAUCGUCAACACGGAGCUGGGCAUGUUCGGCAAGGGGAUAUUGCCCGUGACCCGAUGGGACAAGUCCCUCAACGCCGCGCACCCCAAGCCCGACUUCCAGCCGCUGGAACACAUGGUCAGCGGGUUCUACCUGGGCGAGAUGUGCAGGCUGGCGCUCAUCGAGGCCAUCAGCACGACGGGUGUGCUGGGUGGCGUUGUGCCCCCAUCGUUGCACCUUCCCUACUCACUCGACUCGGAAACAAUAUCCUUGAUAGAAGCAGACACAUCAUCAUCACUAAAACCCUCACUCACCGUCUUCCAAUCCCGCCACCCGUCACCCGUCGAGCCCACCACAGCAGACAUCACCUUCAUCCGCUCCCUUGCAUCAUACAUAUCGCGGCGCUCAGCCGCCAUCGUAGCAGCGUCCCUCUUCGCCCUCUGGCAAUUCAAAAACGAGGCCGAGGCCGACCUCCUGGCUUCCGCGCAGUCAGGCCCCUCCCACUUCGCCGCCACCGCCGCGCAGGGCGAGCUGAACCUCGAGGGCCACGUGGUCGCCUUCAACGGCUCCGUCAUCGAGCACUACCCCCGCUACCUCGAGAGCUGCCAGGGCUACAUCGACGGGCUCCUCUUGUCCUCCGGUGCCAGGGCCGGCACAAUCAGCCUCGCGGGGGCCAAGGAGAGCUCGCUGCUCGGGGCAGCGGUCGCGCUGGCUUGUCUGGAGGAGGGAAAGGCAAACUGA